CGAAAAAGCGCUUUGGUGUCACAGCGAUUGCACCCUGCUCGGAUUACUUGCAAAUUUCUUUUUGCUUGCUGCGCUGCCGCUGUGGAACGGUUGUGGCAUCGCUGCGCCGCUUAGUGGAGCCGCACUGCAAAGCGUCUCAAAACCACUGCAUUCUAAGUUGGCGCACGACCGAGCAGCAAGCGACGAUGGCCGCCUACGGCUCCACAAAUUUAACAGUAGAGACGCGGUCGCCGCCGCGGGACCAGCAAAAAAGACCCUCGAUCACGACGCACUCGCCCGGCGCCACCACUAUUGUAUAUGACGAGGAAGCGGCGCCGCCGCCGUCGCCGACGGACCAGGCCGAAGCGAGAGUGAUGCGUCGUUCUCUUGAAGCCAACGUCGUGCUGACCGUGGCCAAGGUCGCCGUCGCGUUCCAGAGCGGCUCCCUCGCCGUAUUGGCGUCGUUGAUAGACAGCGCCCUGGACUUGAUCUCGCAAAUCGUGCUAUUUGCGGCGUCCGCGCGACGAAAAGACCGGGAUGUCGAGUAUCCGGCCGGAAGGGCGCGGCUGGAACCUGUUGGGGUCGUGGUGUGCGCGAUGCUCAUGGGUGUGGGUAGUGUGUAUGUCAUCAUCACCUCUACCGAGCAAUUGACGGACAUCGUCAAGGGCAAGAACGUGCACGUGGCCCUGGAUCGUAUCAAUGGUACCAUUAUGGUCCUCGCGAUCGUCUGGAAAGCAUUACUCUAUGCCUGGAUUUCAAAAAGGCAUAGUGCGCUGUCCGCCUCAAAUCCGGGCGUCGCCGCCGUCGCUCUGGAUCAUUUCAACGACGUCCUGUCCAAUUUAGUCGCGGUGAUCGCCGCGGUACUAGCGGCCUGGUACGGCCUCGACGCCGCGGAUCCAGCAGGAGCCAUCGCCAUCUCGUUGUACAUCGCCUACUCGUGGCUCGAAACCAGCAUCGAGCAGGUGCAGCAUCUGGUGGGCCGGACGGCCGAUCCCGAAUUCCUCGAAGAAUUACGGGAAGCGGCCUCGACGUACUCCGAGAGGAUGCAGUGCGACAUCGUGAGAGCGUACCACUUCGGGCCGCGCUACCUCGUGGAGCUGGAGAUGGUCAUGGAGUCUUCUACGCCUUUACGCGUGUCGCACGAUUUGGCUUUGGACCUCCAGCAAAAGAUCGAGGCCUUCGACGACGUGGAACGGUGCUUCGUCCACGUCGACUACGACUUCCGGGACGUCGACGAGCACGACCCGGCGUCGUGGUCUCCCAAAAUCAAUGCAGACAGGAAAGUGCCUAACUUAGUUUAACAGUUUUAC
Messenger RNA from Pelagomonas calceolata, 1289 nucleotides. The record is from the annotation of a GenBank genome assembly. NCBI's taxonomy places the organism in Eukaryota, Pelagophyceae, Pelagomonadales, Pelagomonadaceae.